AUGUAUUCACGGUGUUUGUUAGUGCUAGCAGCCGCCCUCGGCGUGGCUCUUGCUCAGGAAUCCUUUAAAUGCCCGGAUGACUUCGGUUUCUACCCACACCAAGUGUCUUGUGACAAGUAUUGGAAGUGCGACAAUGGCGUCGCGGAACUGAAGACCUGUGGAAAUGGACUUGCUUUUGAUGCGACUGACUCUAAAUACCUCACUGAAAACUGCGACUACCUUCACAACGUCGACUGUGGCGAAAGGACACAACUUGAGCCCCCUAUUUCAACUCCCCACUGCGAGAGGCUGUACGGUAUCUUCCCUGAUGAGAAGUCCUGUGAUGUAUUCUGGAACUGCUGGAAUGGCGAAGCCUCCCGAUACCAAUGCAGCCCUGGUCUUGCUUAUGACAGAGAAGCGCGUGUGUGUAUGUGGGCUGACCAGGUCCCUGAGUGCAGAACUGAGGAGGUUGCUAACGGUUUCUCUUGCCACAUUCCUGGGGAGUCAAGUGUGGUCGGUUCCUUCAGCCGUCACGCUCACCCCGAAGACUGUCGUAAAUAUUACAUCUGUCUUGAGGGAUCCGCCCGGGAGUACGGUUGCCCAAUCGGAACCGUCUUCAAGAUUGGAGAUACUGACGGCACAGGCAACUGUGAAGACCCCGAAGACGUUCCCGGAUGCGAGGACUACUAUGGUGACUUGGAUUUGAAGACAAUCCGCAAGAACGAACUUCUAUCUGGACUCCCGCACGACAGCCAGGCCCGCAACCCACAACCCAACAAGCAGGUUAAGCCCCGUCCCACUAAGGAGAACUAA
Molecule: messenger RNA, 792 nt
Organism: Parnassius mnemosyne (clouded apollo)
Lineage: Eukaryota; Metazoa; Arthropoda; Insecta; Lepidoptera; Papilionidae
Source: the annotation of a GenBank genome assembly